Drosophila kikkawai is the source of this 1400-nucleotide messenger RNA. RefSeq names its product gastrula zinc finger protein XlCGF57.1-like. The record is from RefSeq and is a predicted model, not a curated record. Gene Ontology annotation, cellular component: nucleus. Gene Ontology annotation, biological process: regulation of transcription by RNA polymerase II. Gene Ontology annotation, molecular function: DNA-binding transcription factor activity, RNA polymerase II-specific; sequence-specific DNA binding. Lineage: Eukaryota; Metazoa; Arthropoda; Insecta; Diptera; Drosophilidae.
UUCAUUCGCGUGGUAUUUUUAAGUGUUUACACCGCGGUCACACAAUUCUACAAACAUAAACAAGAAAUUAUUUUAUCUUUAUAAAAUACAAGAAAAUAGCCAUGCCAAUUCCUUCUGCAAGAUGGAAAUUCAUUUCAAGGAAGAAAACUCCAUCCUGAAGGAGGAACUCUGCGAAAGGGGUGGCAUGAGCUUGGAUUGUGACCAAGAAAUCGAAGCUCAAAGGAUUCAUUCUAAAGUAAAAAUAGAAGCACUCGAAGAAGACUUUAUGGAGAAUGAAGAACCAAAAGGCGACGAGUUUCCCGAUGUUCAAGUGAAGAACGAGCCACUGGAAGAAGACCCAGUUUCUGUUUAUGAAAUCAGCGAAUUUGACAUCCAGGUAAAAUGCGAGGAGUCCGAGGAUAAUUCAAAUCAAACAGAUGAUUACUGUGAUGAUAUAAAUGAUGGAAAUGAUAAAAACGAGGAGGAAUAUCCUGUGAGAGCUCCAAAAGUAGCGUACAACUGUCCCCACUGCCAGAAGAUAUUUGAACACAAGGGCCAUUUUGAGGGGCACAUCCGUACCCACACGGGUGAACGACCCUUCAAGUGUUCCCACUGCCAAAAGUCUUUUUCACAAUUGGGAAAUCUUCAACUACACAUCCGGACCCACACUCUCGAACGACCCUACAAGUGUUCUCAGUGCCAGGAGAGUUUUUCGCGUAAUGGACAUCUUCAGCGACACAUUCUGUCCCACACAGGAGAACGUCCUUACAAGUGUUCCGACUGUCCGAAAUCUUUUUUGACAAUUGGCGACCUUAACCGACACUCGCGGAAACACACAGGAGAACGACCCUACAAGUGUACCCAUUGCCAGGAGACAUUUGCACUAAGCCAAAGCCUUCACCUGCACAUUCUGUCCCACACAGGAGAACGUCCCUACAAGUGCUCCGACUGCCCAAAGUCUUUUUUGAUAAGCGGAGAUCUUAAGCGCCACAUGCGGACACACACAGGAGAGCGACCCUUCCAUUGUUCCCACUGCCAGGAGACCUUUUCACUAAAGCAUCAUCUCCAGCUGCACAUUCGAACCCACACAGGAGAAAGACCUUUCAAGUGCUCGCAGUGCGAGAAGUCUUUUUCAUUAAAGCAAACUCUUACACGCCACAUCCAAACACACAAAAGAAAAACAAACUAAACAAACCUAGGUUUUCUAAUAUCGGUCUCCAUUGAUUGAAGAUUGUUUAUCUGGAAACUAUUGUAAAAACGGUUUUUUAAAAAGCUUAUAACCCAAACAAAAUCUAAUUUUAAUAACUUUUUAGCAUAAGAUGUAAAAUAUGCAUCGCCUUUAUAAGGAAUGUUAAAUUUGUUGGUUAAAUUUUUGGAAAUUUGACCGUACACUAUAAUAAAUGUACUAUAAUUCAAAAGUU